Blastomyces gilchristii SLH14081 is the source of this 3412-nucleotide messenger RNA. RefSeq names its product glucose repression regulatory protein TUP1. The record is from RefSeq and is a predicted model, not a curated record. The transcript is spliced from 8 exons. Gene Ontology annotation, molecular function: protein binding. Bases 548 to 2302 code for a protein of 584 amino acids. Lineage: Eukaryota; Fungi; Ascomycota; Eurotiomycetes; Onygenales; Ajellomycetaceae.
CUUUUUUUUUUUUUUGGUUUUUUUGGUGGUGGCCAAGAUCCGGCCCACUUCGCUUCUGGCGUCAAAUCUCAGCCGCAUUCCCAAUUUGGUAAUAAGCGGCGGCGCUUCCGUCCCAUUCUCCUUCCCAACCACACCAACGCCAGCAACCUCAACUCAACCUCCACCACCAUCACCGUUCUCGUCAUCAACAUCAACCCCAUCGACACCGUCAAACCAUCUAUAAUCAGCAUUUCAAUCUACCUAUACAAUCGCAGUACCGAUGCGCUGACCUUGCCAGCCCCCCUACAGCUCGCCCUCACAUCCCCACAAUCCACCCUUCCCCUCCUCCACAGACCAUCUCCCUUAUCCAGCCCAAGGGAAACGGCGUCAUCGCACACCUCCAAAUACAAAACCUUCUCGUCGAACUCUUUCAAUAAAGUAAAAGGGAAAAUUAACUUAGACAAAUAACUUACGGUCAGCCACGCCCCUUGCAGGCUUGCGCGCCGUCAACCGCCUUCAAAAAAAAGCCGCGCAAGAAAGGAAACAGAACAGUUACCAAAGGGAAAACAUGUACAAUCCACAUCGUGGCAUGGUUGCCGCUCCUAACUCUCGUUUAACAGAGUUACUGGACCAGCUACGACAGGAAUAUGAGAACCAAUCGCGGAGUACUGGGGAGUUCGAGCAUCAAUUGACUGGUCAGCUCCAGGAGAUGGAGAUGAUCCGGCAAAAGGUUUACCAGUUGGAACAAGCACAGAUAAAAAUGAAGCAAGAAUACGAGGCCGAAAUACGUACCUUGCGACGAGAACUUGAAUCUCGCGGCGUUCAUCUACCUCAGUCCCAUAUUGGAGGCCCGCCAACGCAUGCUGGGCCUUCCCAAGCUCCUCCCCCGGCUCUUGGUCAUGGCCCUGCUAAUCUAUUUGGUGGUAUCAUGGCCAAUCCAGGAGGUGGAGCUCCUGCGCUUGCACCCCCUCCUCCACAGGACCAACAACAGCCACCCCAGCACGCGCUUCAACAGCCCGGGUCCGCUCCCCAAGGACCUCCUCAACCACAGCAAGGUGCGUUUGGAGGAUAUCAGCCCGCCUCAGCAGUCAAUGGAUAUGGACCUCCACCUCCUCCAACUUCUUCUCCAGGCCCAGGAAAAGGCAGAGCCAAUCGCGCGCCCCCUGGCCCUGCGACUCCUCAGCAAAAUCACCAGGUUGCCUACCCUGACCCUCGCGCCUCACCUCAGAUUCCUCGUCCCACCCCCACUAGCCAACAACUGAGCUAUCGCGUUGGAAACACGUUAGCGGAUCUCGACCCCGACAAGCUCCCCCCGAGCCAAAAGAAGGAAGGCGCCGAUUGGUACGCCGUUUUCAACCCUGAGGUUCCGCGCGUUCUGGAUGUCGACCUUGUCCAUCACCUUGUUCAUGAUAGCGUUGUCUGCUGUGUCAGAUUUAGCAAUGACGGCAAAUAUGUUGCUACUGGCUGCAACCACUCUGCGCAGAUCUUUGAUGUUGCGACUGGACAGCUCGUUACCGCUUUGCAGGAUGAAAGUGUGCUUGAUAAAGAUGGAGACCUUUAUAUUCGCAGCGUCUGCUUCAGUCCCGAUGGAAGAUACUUGGCUACUGGGGCGGAGGAUAAACAAAUCAGAGUGUGGGAUAUUGCUAACCGAACCAUAAAACACAUUUUCUCCGGCCACGAGCAAGAUAUUUACUCCCUCGACUUCGCCCGCAAUGGCCGUUACAUCGCAUCCGGCUCCGGUGACAAGACCGUUCGCCUCUGGGAUAUCGUCGAUGGCAAACAGGAACUCAUCCUCAGCAUCGAAGAUGGCGUUACAACCGUCGCCAUUUCCCCUGACGGGCGCUUCGUUGCUGCCGGCUCUCUUGAUAAGAGCGUUCGAGUCUGGGACACGACGACUGGAUAUUUAGUCGAACGCCUGGAGAAUCCUGAUGGACACAUGGACAGUGUUUACUCCGUUGCCUUCGCGCCCAAUGGCAGGGAUCUUGUCUCGGGAAGUCUGGAUAAGACUAUUAAGAUGUGGGAGUUGACGCCGCCCAGGGGCAUGGUUCCUGGGGCGGGUCCGAAGGGCGGCAAGUGUGUUCGGACAUUUGAGGGUCAUAAGGAUUUCGUUCUUAGCGUUUGCUUGACACCCGAUGGACGCUGGGUGAUGAGUGGCUCUAAGGAUCGUGGUGUGCAGUUCUGGGAUCCCGCUACUGGAAAUGCGCAGAUGAUGCUGCAGGGUCAUAAGAAUUCAGUCAUCUCUGUCGCACCGAGCCCAACCGGGAACUUAUUCGCUACUGGGAGCGGUGACAUGCGUGCUAGAAUCUGGAGGUUAAGAUACUGACUGAAAUAAAACCCGCCUAUGACAAUAGCUAUACCAACUGGGAUCGAAGGUCAUAAGCAGUAUUUUUUUUUCCUUUUUCAUCUCGACACGCACCCUUCAAACGGCAACCCAUUCAUGGCACACCUAUACAAACCAACCUAUCCACUCAACCUAUGCAACAUACAAUCCAACAUAAGAUAUACGGUUCAUAGGAAGCAGACCACGCGAACAAGCUAUCGGACACAAUAUAAUGAACUGAAAAUUCUAAGCAAGGGAGACAUUUUUACAAUAUGGAUUACUAUAUAAUUGACUCGCCGUACCCUAUCCUCCCCAUAUCCCCCCUUUUCUUCUAGGAAACCGUCCUAUCCGUCUGCAUACUUUUAUAUCUUUUACCCACCCCUGUCUAGUUUUGGUUUUACAUCUCACUUUCGGGGUGGGGUGUAUUGUGGGGGAGGGAGAGAGUAGGCAAAUGGAAACUGAUAGAGAAGGGAGUUGGUUGUGUGUUGUGAGGUUGUGGAGAGGGGGGAAAUAAAACCGGAAAUUGGAAUGGCAAAGGUGGUUUUCUUUUCUCUCUUUCUUUUGUUUUUUCGUUUUCGCCAAAGGAUCUGGAUGGGUUAUAAAUUUCUUAUCGGGCUUUCUUUUUUCUAUUUUUUUCACGUUUUGUUUUCAUUUCUAUGGUUUAUGUAGUCAUUACCGGGUUUCCUUUUGAUUGAUUUUAUAGCUAUGCUAUCUUCCUUUUUAUUAUUCCCUUUCUCCCUUUCUCCCUUUUUCUUUUUUCUUUUUUUUUAUUGUCAUUCUUAUUAUUCUACACUCCCAACCUUUCUCCCCACCUCUUGGGAAGAGGGCAGCUUUUUGAACUCGUUUUCUGGGAGGGUUGAAUUUUCCAUUUUCAUCAUCCCUUCUUUGCAGAAAGUUGGUAUUGGACGGGUCAAUGAUAUGGAAAUCAAGAUAGGGAGGGCUGGUAAUUCUGUUAUUCAAGUGUUUGUGCCUGCUCCAAAUUGCAAGGUUUUGAUUUUGAAAGUUGGAAAGGCUGAAGGUCGGUUUCUAUUUUAGUAUUUUACCUAUAUUGCAACGACCUACCUACCUGAGCUAGCCUAGGGAAAGGAAAAUAUAUAUAUUUUUAUGAGGAUA